Molecule: messenger RNA, 3013 nt
Organism: Strongylocentrotus purpuratus (purple sea urchin)
Lineage: Eukaryota; Metazoa; Echinodermata; Echinoidea; Camarodonta; Strongylocentrotidae
Product: angiopoietin-1 receptor-like
Exons: 14
Coding region: 1-2448 (815 amino acids)
Molecular function (GO): protein binding
Source: RefSeq, a predicted model, not a curated record
AUGAUUACAUGGAUGAAAGAUGGAAGUGAGGUUCUUACAUCGUUUGUUGGGCAGACUCAGAUCAGCUUCCUAAAACCAAUCCAGACAUCAGAACAAGGAAUCUAUGAGAUCUACUAUGAAAACGAGAGGUCUCAAAACAGAGGAGGACUAUAUAGACUCAUCAUCAGAGAAUGCCCUGCUGGUAAGUGGGGUCCCACUGAGUGCUAUGGUAUCUGUGAUAAAUGCUACAAUGGUGGAGUCUGUGAUGACAAGUCUGGUCUAUGUAUCUGUCCUAACAACUUCAAGGGACCGAAUUGUUUAGAAAUUUGUAGGAAUGAUGGUGGAAAUCGAUUUGGAUUGAACUGCGAGUUUCAAUGUUCAUAUAAGGAUGAUGCAAUCACAAGAUGUCAAGGGUAUCUUUUUUGCCUACCUGAUCCUUAUGGAUGUUCAUGUGACGUCGGUGCUCAUGGUCUUGCAUGUAACACACUAUGUACUGUUGGUACAUAUGGUCCAGGAUGUUCACAGCCAUGUCACUGUGGUUCAUCAUGUAACAUCUAUAGUGGAAUAUGUACAGGUGGGUGUCAGACUGGCUGGUCUGGGGACAACUGUCAAAUUCCAGAUGAAUGUGAAGAUGCUUACUUUGGAUCACAAUGCACUGAUAAAUGCCAUUGCUUAAAUGAUGAACCAUGUGAUAAACAGACUGGAGAGUGCCCUGAGCAGAAGUGUGCUGUAGGGUACAAAGUACGCAGUGGCCAGGUCAACUGUCAAGAGUGUGAAGGGGGUACCUUUGGAAGGGGUUGCCUUCAGCAAUGCCAUUGUUCUUCAGAGGCUUGUGAAACAGAGAGGGGUCUUUGCAAUGGACAAUGCCUUGAUGGCUGGAUUGAACCAUAUUGUCAAAGAAUAUCAAGAUUGGUUCCAGUGAGAGUGAACCCAUACCAACCAUCUAGCUUCACAUGUUAUGUUGAGGGUAUCCCACCUCCUGAUUCAUCUUCAGUUGAUCUUUCUAGACGCACUGGAAACACCGACGACAAGACAGGAAUCACCAAGAGGUCUAGCACUGUCUCAGGGUCAGAACGAGCUGUUGUCUUUGAUGUUAACAGUGUCUUUCCACAGGAAUAUGGGGGAUACCAGUGCUUUCUCUAUGUUGAAAAUAUAAGCUAUCCCAGUACGCUUAUUACCAACGCAACUUAUGUUUUGCCAGUCAUAGAGCAAGCACCAGUGAUAGUGAGUACCACGUCAGCUACAGUAGGUCUCCGAUGGAAUGCAUGGUCUGGAGAAGAUGACAUAGGUGAUCCUCCUCUGGUAGGAUAUGAUGUCUUUGUAGAGGAGGAUGGUGAAGUGGCAACAGAUCAGAGAGUAGACCAACUCACGACAUCAGCCAUCGUUAAUAACCUGACACCCGACACAGGUUACAUGUUUCGCGUAGCAGCAGUGAGGAAAGGAACAGGUGGAACAGGACCUCUGUCUCCUGGGAACAGCUCAAUAACUCUCUGUAGAAAACCCAGUGCUUCUCCAACGGGACUACUAGUGGCAGCCAUCAACCCUAAAGAACUAGAGGCGACAUGGGAGCACCUCCCCUCGGAAUCAGCAGAUUGCAGAAGUGGAGUGACUCAUUAUACGAUCUACUAUGCUGCCACUGGAUCAACUUCUUCAAACACUAUUUUUGUUUCUCAUGACACUAGGUCCUACUUGAUAAGAGGGUUAGAAACCUAUUUAGACUAUACUAUCCAAAUGACUGCAUCAAAUAAAGACGAUGAGAGUGAUAGGAGCAGUGAGACUGUCAGGAAAACACUUGAAGAAGUCGCACCUGCUCCUAUCAAUGUGGCUAAUCUACAGAGUACUGCAAGCUCAUUCACUGUCACCUGGUCUACCCCUUUACCAUCUAACAUCAAUGGUAACAUCAACAAGUAUAUCAUUCGCUACAAGCGAGCUGAUCCCACUGGUGAUGGUGACUAUAAGAUGGAGGAAGUACCAACUGGUGAAUUUGAAGGAGAACAUACUGUGAUGGAUCUGCCCAGUGAAAUCAACUAUACAGUUCAGGUCCGAACUGUCAAUGGAGCUGGUUCUAGUAAUUGGUCCGAGCCAGUGUAUGCAAAGACCACCCUCUCAGGUACCAGGAUACCGGUAGGGGCUGUGAUAGGGGGUGUGAUUGUACCUCUCGUUAUCAUCGCAAUACUGAUAUUUGCUGUGGUGAUGUUUAGAAGGAUCAAACAAAGACGUUUGAAGGAUGAACCAGCCGCAUCACUACCAAACGCCGAACGUGAGACCUCUCCAAAGUAUGAGAACCCUGUGUUUGAUGACUCCCAGCAAGACCCCAAUAUCUACGAAGACCCGAAUGCUGACGACCAUACAUACCAAGAUCUUAAUACAGAUACACCAAACUACCAGAAUCGUAUCGACCCCAACACCUAUCAAGAUCUUAAGAAACCCACCAGCAACAUAACCUAUCGAGAUGUAACAGAAAUAUAGACGCAACUCAAGCGAGGCAGAGGGGUUUCGUGCCAACAUUGAUAAAUGCUGGACAAGCCCUAAUGUGCAUGUUAUGUACUACACAGAGUUUCCAAUACGUGUAUUUAUCUUGAUGCUCAUACUAUUUCAUUUUUCUACAUGCUCAUACUACGAUACUCAUCUAUAUAUUUAAAUUGUUACAAGAAAUAUACUACGAAACUUAAACAACUACUUUCAAAAUGUUAUAGAAACAGCAAAUAUGUUAUGUUAUUUUUUAGAUCAUUACUAGCUUGCAAAAUGAUAGGUGAAAGGGUAGAUUUAUCUCUAAAUUCUUCAAAUUGAUUUUUCUUUUACAAUGCAAAGAUGCCACUUUUAAAUUUUUCACCACUUUUGUACAGGAAGUUUUUAUCUGCUUUUUAGUUAAGGUGGUUUAACGUUGCUCAUUGUCAGGCCAUAGAUCUCUUUCUAGAUUUGGUUUCACGUGUAGAGUAAAUAGAUUUAUUAAAAAAAAAUAUUUCCGAAGGCAGGACAAAUAUUAUAUUGUAAGCUCAUGUAAGAAUAUACAUGUAUAUAACUCAGUAUUAAA